CGCUCGUCCCUCCCUCGGGCGACAGCCGCCUUUAUAACUGCUCGGCGCCGUGAGGGCGGGAUCGAUCACUUCCGCGGGGUCCCCAGCAUCCAGAGAACCAGUGCGGCCUCGAACGCGCGGGACACAGAGCGAGUGCAAGCGCGAAAGCCGAGGCACAGGGGUCACAAUGGCCAUACCCCCUCGUGGUUGCCGCAAGAACCUGGACCCCAGGUACCACAGACUCUGUGAUUUAGAUGAAAUUUGGGGCAUCGUCCUGGAAGCAGUGGCUGCAGUCGGGGCUGUGACCUCGGUGGCCUUCAUGCUAGCUCUCCUGAUCCUGGUCUGCAAGGUGCAGGACUCCAACAGGCGGAAGGUGCUCCCGGUCCAGUUUCUCUUCCUCCUGGGUGUGCUGGGGAUCUUUGGCCUCACCUUUGCCUUCAUCAUCACACUGGACAGAAGCACGGGGCCCACGCGCUUCUUCCUCUUCGGUGUCCUCUUCUCCCUCUGUUUCUCCUGCCUCCUGGCUCACGCUCUCAACUUGAUGAAGCUGGUGCGCGGGUGGAAGCCGCUGUCCAUGAAAGUGAUGCUGGGCCUGGCUGUGGGCUUCAGCCUGGUGCAGGACAUCAUCGCCAUCGAGUAUGUCGUCCUCACCAUGAACAGGACCAAUACUGAAGUCUUCGUGGAGCUUUCUCCCCCUCGGCGCAAUGAGGACUUUGUCAUGCUGCUCAUCUUCGUCCUCUUCUUGAUGGUGCUGACCUUCCUCACAUCCUGCUUCACCUUCUGUGGACCCUUCACUGGCUGGAAGAGACAUGGGUCCCACAUCUACCUCACCACGCUUCUCUCCAUUGCCAUCUGGGUGGCCUGGAUCACCUUGCUCUUGAUCACCCCUACUCCUGGCCCCGAGUGGGAUGAUACCAUCCUCAGCUCAGCCUUGGUGGCCAACGGCUGGGUUUUCCUGUUGGUUUAUGUUGCACCUGAGUUUCAUCUGCUCACGAAGCAACAGAACCCCAUGGAUUACCCUGUUGAGGAUGCUUUUUGUAAACCUCAAUUCAUGAAGCAGAGCUAUGGUGUGGAGAACAGAGCCUACACUCAAGAAGAAAUCACACAAGGUCUUGAAGAGAUAGGGGAUACCGUCUACGCCCCUUAUACCACCCAUUUUCAGCUGCAGAAUCGGACCUCCCAAAAGGAUUUCUCCAUCCCGCGGGCCCAGACUCGGGUCAGCCCUUACAAUGACUACGAAGGGAGGAAAGACGGCAGUUAGCUGUUCUGAAGAGCGGGAAUGGACACAAGUCAGCAGAACUAAUGGGGAGUUCGAAGGGAUGUGGGCAAAAUCCGGAGUCUUCUAAGGAAACCACGCAAAACAUUACGGGCAGACGUGGCCUCCCCGCCAGCCUUAACCGCUAUUCUGUUCUGGGGUUGCUGGGGCAAGGAGGACUCCGGUUCUUAGCAGCGCUGUAGGUUUUUCCUUUGUUCCAUACUUAGGAUGCUUCUUAUAAGUGGGAGUAUCAGGCAACUCAGGGUUAGCCUCUGACUAUUCCCUGUCACAUUACUUGUGACUAAAGCUCUGGUCCUCUAACUGCGUGCUCGCUCAUUCAACUUCCACAGCCAGCGCUCAACACUGGUUUCUAAGAAUUGCUUGGCCCGGGGCAGACUGCGAAUCUGAGCAAAACUAGCAAAGACCUCUCAGCCCCUCCCUGCCUGAAUCUACACUGGAAGCCAGCUACCGGGACCCUUCCUUCGUGUCUGGGUAGGAGAGCUAAAGGUCACCUUAAAUGGACUCAUCUCUGUUGUGCUGCCUAACACAGCGCCUCUGUGGGUCUCCAGCACCAAUUCACAGGUCCCUAACCUCUCCUUGUAUCAUUCCCAAACUUGCCGUCCAUCUCCCUACUAAUCUUCCCUGUAUCUUUUACCAGGAGUUUUCCUUCUGGACCUCACCGGUGUGGACAAGCCCAAUUUCUCUUUGCCCAGAGAAUUGGUGCACUGUUCUUUCUAGAAAUCCCUGGCACUGGUUCAGAUCCCAGCCUCUGUAACUAGAUUUGCACUGUGUUCACCUCCUGCGUUCUGUAAGCGGGCAUUGUCUACGGAUGGGGAGCGUUCCUUGUAUAAUAAGCUAUUCACCGUUCUUUACCUGGAGAUGCAAUAAA
Molecule: messenger RNA, 2123 nt
Organism: Pteronotus mesoamericanus
Lineage: Eukaryota; Metazoa; Chordata; Mammalia; Chiroptera; Mormoopidae
Gene: GPRC5A
Product: G protein-coupled receptor class C group 5 member A
Exons: 4
Coding region: 167-1240 (357 amino acids)
Biological process (GO): G protein-coupled receptor signaling pathway
Cellular component (GO): plasma membrane; intracellular membrane-bounded organelle; extracellular exosome
Molecular function (GO): protein kinase activator activity; G protein-coupled receptor activity
Source: RefSeq, a predicted model, not a curated record